GCUCGUGUCUUCCGCCGUAACGGAGCUCGACGUGAGAAAUGAGCGAUGGGGCGUUAGCGACGGGCGUUAAUCUCCCAUUCACCGAGUGCUUUUUUCCGCGGUGUCGGUGCGCGCAGCUGACUGGUUCUGGGACGCGACGAUGAGGGGAGAGGCGGAAGUGAAGUCACUUGACAGAACCGUCCAUGUUAUUAUUGUUAUUUUGGUAGCCCUGUGAUGAGACGUGCUGGGGAGCCGUUCGCUCUCCGAGACAGCGAGCGUUCACGGUACCGCAGGCAGCUCCGGACCCACGCCACGCCUCGCCACCUCCACCACCACCGCUGCCGCCUCCUCACUGACCCGGAGACAGGAGCCUCGCUGGCGGCUGGGGGCCAGAGGAGGAGGAGAAGGAGGAGGAGGUUGUGAAGACCCAGCUUCAGGCUCGGCUCCUACGCUCCCAAAAAUAAAACGGCGACAAAAUCGGCCGUGGAAGCGGCUCCGCUGGUUCUGCCUGUCGCAGGAAGGUACCGCCGCAGACAUGAACGGUAUCACCAAGAGCCGGUUCGAGGUGUUCUCAAACAGCGAUGAAGCACCAAUUAACAAGAAGCUCCCAAAAGAGCUUCUUCUCAGAAUAUUUUCCUAUUUAGACGUGGUUACACUCUGCAGAUGUGCACAGGUGUCAAAGGCGUGGAACGUCCUGGCUCUAGAUGGCAGCAACUGGCAGAAGAUCGACUUGUUCAACUUCCAGACUGACAUAGAAGGCCGUGUGGUAGAAAACAUUUCGAAGCGUUGUGGAGGCUUCCUGAGGCAGCUUAGCCUCAGGGGCUGCCUGAGCGUUGGAGAUGCUUCUAUGAAGACAUUUGCUCAGAACUGUAGAAACAUCGAAGUGCUGAACCUGAACGGCUGCACCAAGAUCACAGACAGCACCUGCCUCAGCCUCAGCAAGUUUUGCUCCAAGCUCAAACAGUUAGAUCUCACCUCCUGCGUCUCCGUCACCAACCACUCCCUCAAGGCCCUCAGCGACGGCUGCAGAAUGCUGGAGAUGUUAAAUCUGUCAUGGUGUGACCAGAUCACGCGUGACGGCAUUGAGGCCCUGGCUAGAGGUUGCACUGGUUUACGAGCACUUUUCCUCAGAGGCUGCACACAGCUGGACGAUGGCGCAUUGAAGCACCUACAGAAGCACUGCCCUGAUGUGACCACCAUCAAUAUGCAGUCCUGCACACAAAUAACAGAUGAAGGCCUGGUCAGUUUGUGUCGGGGAUGCCACAAGUUGCAGAUCCUCUGCAUAUCUGGCUGCAGUAAUGUCACUGAUGCCUCUCUGACUGCACUGGGACUUAAUUGUCCUCAACUCAAAAUCCUUGAGGCUGCGCGAUGUUCACUUGUUACUGAUGUGGGGUUCACAGUUCUUGCAAGGAACUGUCAUGAGCUUGAAAAAAUGGACUUAGAAGAAUGUAUUCUGGUGACCGAUAACACCUUGGUUCAGCUGUCAAUCCACUGCCCACGGCUGCAAGCAUUGUCCCUGUCCCACUGUGAGCUGAUCACCGAUGAUGGGAUCAGAGCUCUUAGCAACAGCACCUGUGGCCAGGAGCGCCUCACAGUGGUGGAGCUGGACAACUGUCCCCUCAUCACUGACGUGACCCUGGAGCACCUCAAGAGCUGCCACCGUCUGGAACGGAUCGAACUCUACGACUGCCAGCAAGUCACCAGGGCUGGCAUCAAACGCAUCAGGGCCCAGCUUCCGGAUAUCAAAGUGCAUGCAUACUUUGCCCCAGUAACGCCUCCCCCCUCUGUGCAUGGAGGCGGCCAGCGUCUGUGCCGUUGCUGCAUCAUCCUCUGACAAUGGAGGGCCAGAGGGGGCCACCUCUGUCUACAGGUCCUGCUGCUUUGAUACGGGCUCCAAAGGGGUGGUGGGUGGAAGGGAGGGAGGAAGAGGGGGGCUAGAGUAGGCGGUGAAGGAGAGGGGAGUGGCUGGACCCACUCACUGCUCCUGAUCAUAGAUCAAUACAUGCACUGAUCUCCACUGAUCCCUGAUCUGUUUAAGCCGCCCCUCCUCUCUCUUCCUGCUCGCCAGUCAGCACUGCAGCAGCGCAGGGGGAUUGGAGAGGUUGAAGGAAAGAGAUAUGAUUGAACGGACUUUCUUCAUUUCUGUCUUGUUCUCUCCUUCAUCCUCCAAAGACAAAAACAGGUUCUCCACUUCAUAAUGAAUCACGCACCGUGUGAUAUCCAACCAUUUGGUGCAACAGACUGCAGUGGAACAUCAAAAACAAAAUGCAUUAUUUUCAAACACAAAAAAGAGAAGAGAUGUUCUCUCCAUCCUGGACUAGUUACAAACUCCAGAGUUUCAUCUCAGCCAGUCACAUGUCACCUUUAUGUGACCAUCCUGUGAUUUUUUUUUUUUUUUUUUUUUUUUGCUUCAGCUAAUAGACUUGCAGCUCUGUGAGAAACGAGAGCCGGGAUGUGGCUGAAAUGCAGAUCUUGUGCAAGUACCGGCACAGGGAGCUUGAGUCUGAAGUGUGGAGCACUCGGGACGAACAGGAAGUACAACAAAAGAAGACAUGUGACCUUCCUGUGCAUCUGGGAAACUUUUUGUUCUGAUUUUGAUUCUGUUUGUACAGAGAAUGUUUUGCAACACAAAAAAAUAUGAGCUUCACAGCAACUCACUCAAAAACUGGGGAAAGGCCAAACAACUGCAACUCCUUUUUUUCAGUGCUUAUUGUAAGUGUCCAUGGCUGUCUAUUCAGAAAGAGACGUAUGCUUGUCUUUUUAAUGUAAAAACUGUUGCUGUUUAAUAAGAAGGACCUAUGACAAGACCCUGAGGGUCAAAAUGUGUUUUGUUACACUGCUUCUGGAAAGAGUGACCUCUGUUGUGACCUGUGUGGUUCUGCUGGCUUGUAGGCCCUGGUCCAAUCCUGUUAGUAAGCCCUGUGAACUAUCUCCUACUUGACACUGAAGCAUUUGUUUACAUUUCAGAUUAAGGUUAGCAGGAGAGGCUAACCUGUUUACAUCGGAAGGUUUCCAGUCCCCAUUACUGUUCGGAGUGAGUCUGAGUAGUUUAUUACACAUAUAUGACUGUGGCACGCAGUUAAGGGGACUGUGACAUCCAGUAUUCAGAUUUAUGGCUGUGUGUAUAUGGAUAUCAAUCAGGAUUUUUGUAGGUGGAACUGCUUCAAAACUGAAUACGAAGAGAGCUAAAGGAUUGGCUUCAAGACUGAGCAAAGGCACCUCAAGUUUUUUGACAAUCACAUAAAUUUAUUUAUUUGAAAGUCUCUCUAGUUUAGUUCAAUGUUACUGUCACUUUACCUUUGUUGUGAGAUGUUAUAAAUUGGCUUAUAACUUUCCAUUCAGCUGUUUACAGUGGCUAAGCAGUGCAUUAAUAUUUAUUAAGAAUAGAAUCCUAUACUUCUGAAGAAAUUUAUCAGAAUAAUUUAUUAGAUUUAACACAGAGUUCCUGUUGUCACUACAGAAGAUGCAAAACCUAGCAAAGUUAAAUGUGAUUGCUGGAAAGUCCUAAAAUUGCUGGUUUAAUUUGCUUAGUAUGCCUUAAGAUCAACAGGAUCUCACAUUCUUGCCAGGAUGGAAAUGCAGCCCCUUAAAAAUGUUUCCAACACAAUGAAACCAGCUUGUGAGAUAAUGCUACACUAAAAACUGGUAAAUGCUGUCUAGUGCCAAGUGCUUAAAGGUUUUGGAAAGAGGCAGGGCAGUGGGAAGGAUAAAAUAUUAAAAAUAAGGAAGAUUAAGAUUUAGAUUGAUACAUAGCUGGCAUGACUGGUUGUAAUACUAAUGUCCUCUGACAGUUUUAACAGUUUUAUGUUUAAGAAAAAUAAAGAAAUACAUGAAAAAAUAGACAAAUGAACAAAUAAAGAUGACUAAUGGUAAACCA
Poeciliopsis prolifica (blackstripe livebearer) is the source of this 3856-nucleotide messenger RNA. It is a transcript of the gene fbxl2, whose product is annotated as F-box and leucine-rich repeat protein 2. NCBI's taxonomy places the organism in Eukaryota, Metazoa, Chordata, Actinopteri, Cyprinodontiformes, Poeciliidae. Gene Ontology annotation, molecular function: protein binding. Gene Ontology annotation, cellular component: SCF ubiquitin ligase complex. Gene Ontology annotation, biological process: SCF-dependent proteasomal ubiquitin-dependent protein catabolic process. The record is from RefSeq and is a predicted model, not a curated record. The transcript is spliced from 14 exons. The coding region runs from base 515 to 1813 and encodes 432 amino acids.